Vespa crabro (European hornet) is the source of this 3354-nucleotide messenger RNA. RefSeq names its product bromodomain-containing protein 7 (gene Brd7-9). Bases 939 to 3170 code for a protein of 743 amino acids. The transcript is spliced from 4 exons. The record is from RefSeq and is a predicted model, not a curated record. Gene Ontology annotation, cellular component: nucleus. NCBI's taxonomy places the organism in Eukaryota, Metazoa, Arthropoda, Insecta, Hymenoptera, Vespidae. Gene Ontology annotation, biological process: regulation of transcription by RNA polymerase II.
AAAAAGAAAAAAAAAGUGUAAUACGAAAAUCUUUGUCGAAGAUCUUAAUAAAAAUUUCACUGAUAUAUUUGAUAUUAUUUAACAAUAAUAUGGAACAAUAAUUAAAGAUCAAUCGUCUAUUGUCUCUUUUAUAUUGUUCGAAGGUAUUUGUAGACAUUUGAAUUACGCGCGGUUUCUAACGAAGCGAGCGCCAUGUUCUUACGUUGACCAAUCAAAGAAACAAUACUAGCCUACCUGAGUAUAAUUAUAAUAGUGGUGUAUAACGGUUCGGAAAGUUGCUCCGUGACGUAUUCGAUGGUCGCAGUUUGCGCUUUACUUUUCCAAAGGAGUGUAAUAUGUUCGUCAGUUGCAUUUUAAUGUCGUUUGGAAGUUAAUUUUUAUUUAUCGCGAUAAAUAACCUAUUUUCUAAUAAGGCCGUGGCCAAACGUGCCAAAUCAUGGGUUCAAAGAAGCACAAAAAACAUAAGCGACAAAGACACGAAGCAUUUCAAAGAUGCUGUUAUGGAUAGAAUUUUGUAUAUCUAUCUUAAGUACAUAGUCGAGGAUUCAAAUGAAAACAUUGAACUGUGGAUGGUGUUGCUCUAAAGGAAUGGGUGUUAGAUUUAAGAAGGCAUUUACCUUGAGGGAUAGAAAUGUAGUCUUAGAAGCUACGCCAAAUUGAUCUUCUCAUUAUUUUCAUUAGAAUCCUUCUCGUACUCAUAGUUAAAAUGAUGCACAGGAAUUUUGACUACGUUUUCACCACGGACAAACUGAGAGUGAGGUUGGAGUAGAAGUGAGGUGGAUUCAAAAGUAUAAACGAAGGUUCCACAACGACAGGCUCGACGUGGAAAAGGACAAUAUACGACAACGGACAAACCGCCUACUUUAAAAUUAAUUUUAAAGGUAGGAGGCAGCAGUGGGACUCCAGAAUACGGCAACGAUUCUCCAAGCCAAGGCAUUAUGUUAUCUCAGCACUACCAACAGCAACUAGGUAUAAAUUACUCUGUCACGCAAGGAGACUCAGAAUAUGAUAGGUACAUGGGUCACAAGAAGCUUAAAAAGAAAAAGAAGAAAAAGGAUAAACGGCACAAACAUCAUCACAAAGAUAAAAAGAGACGAAGAGAAGAGUCAAGUCAGGAAUCAGUGGGCGACGCGGACGAAGGUUUUGUCGAGGUACCCAAGAAGAUUCCAAAUCAACAAUUGUUAUCUCCUAGACCUUUAUCGAGCAAUGAACCUAGAAUCAAUGUUACUAAUCAAAUUAGUUCACUCUCGCCACAUCGCGAGCCUAGAACAUGCGUUCUUCGGAAAAUAGCAGAGCGUACGCCACUCCAAAGAUUAUUGGAACAUUUGUUAAGGUCAAUGGAAAAGCGUGAUCCACAACAAUUCUUCGCUUGGCCAGUGACCGAUAGUAUUGCACCUGGUUAUUCUCAAAUAAUAACAAAUCCGAUGGAUUUUAGUACUAUAAAACAAAAGAUAGACGAUAAUAAUUAUCAGAAUUUAAAUGAAUUUAUAGACGAUUUUAAGCUCAUGUGUAAUAACGCAACUACGUAUAACCAUCAGGAUACUAUAUAUUAUAAGGCAGCCAAGAAAUUGUUACACGUUGGAUUAAAAAUGGUUACUCCAGAAAAACUUAGACAGUUAAGACCCGUUUUAACGUACAUGCAUGAUAUAUCAAAGGAGGAGCUUGGAUUUGAAUUAGGAGUUGAAGAUCCUAAUAAUCCAGAUGUACUUGUUACCGAGGAACAAAUUGAAAGAGAAAGAGAACAAGAGGAAAGAAACGAGGAGGCCGAAGAAUUGCGAAAGGAAAAUCAAAGAAAAAUGAGAUUGGCGAGUUUGGGCAAAUUCGAAGCUAUACCGGACGAUUUAACACCCGAAGAAAUUCUUAAACAAGCACGUGGUGCUGCCAAAUCGGCAGCAGAUAAAUUAAGUUUAAAACGUUUAAACUCUAAAAUGGGAUUUUUGAGACAAAAAAAAGAUGGUACUACGAGUUUACAAAUUAUAGUACCUGGAGAUGGUGUUAUACCUGGUACCAAUCAAAGGCCAGUAUCGUUAGGGCAAUUAAUAGGAAAAUUGAAUCACGGUACUGGUGCAUUAGCCGGUUUCAGAGAAGAUAGAAGAAAUAUGUCGAAACCAGUUAAGCCAUUGUAUUAUGGAGCAUUUGGAUCUUAUGCUCCAAGUUACGAUUCCACUUUUGCUAAUCUUACUAAAGAAGAGACUGAUCUAGUUUAUCAGACUUACGGUGAUGAAACCGCUGUUCAGUACGCAGAAUCUAUUUUAGAUUUUGCAAAAGACUGUGAUUAUACAUUAACUAUGGUCGACGAUUUAUUGGAUAUAUUAACUGGUGGCGAUCAUAGAAAAACGAAAAAGUUUCUCGAAGAGAAAAGAAGGCUUAAAGAGGAAGAGGAAAAGAUUAAACAUUUAUUAGAGAAACCUAUGCAAGAUAUUAAUAAAAACAUUCCGUCGUUUGAGAAAGUUCGUGUGGAUAUCGAUCAAUUGAAAACAUUGUCGGAAUUGGGAAUUGAUAUGAAUUUUUUGGAAAAAUUAGAGGAGGAAUUAAAGUUCAGCGAGGAUCGUGCAACCUUACAAAGUCGUUUAGACGAUACUUCGCAGAUGUUGGGUCGUUUGAAACAAGUACAACACGAUCGUCUCUCGGCACCUCCACCAGCUCAUUUAUCGAACGUUCCAAAGCCCUCGGAAACUGAAGUUGCCCUAGCCGAUAAGAUUACGGAUAAUCUUACGGAAAUAGCAAAGAAACUUCCACCGUCAGCUAUAGCACCAGUUGAUGGAUUACGUAGGGCAAUGGGUAUAGCACCUUUAGCUGGAGGUGAACCAAUGGAAGUUGAACCAAUUACUCAUAAUCCAGCAAUAGUUACGGAAAAUACAUUGUUACAAUCUAAUAAUGGCAAUCAAGUACCAACAAAUUUGUUACCACCGCCAUCGCCUAUUACAAAUACGAGUUUGUUAAGUCCAAACAGUCAACAAAAUCAAACUAUCAGUAUUGUCAAUCCGAAUCAAAUCCAAAUCGGUGUUACGCACAAUCAAAACUCACCGUCUUUAUUAAGUACGACGGAGACAUCGGGUGUUCCCGAUCUGGAAUCUGAACUCCGAGAGUUUUUGGAAAGCGAUCCUACAUUAGGACAUUCACCAUUACACGACGACAAAACGCUUGAAGAUAUAUUAUCGGAAUCAUAGUAUUUUAACGUGUGGAACAUGCUUAAUGUUUAAGGAUACAUUGUACAUUUUAUUACACAUUCACAUAAUAAUAGUAAUAAUAAUAAUAAUAAUAGUAAUAAUAAUAAUAAUAAUAAUAAUAAUAAUAAUAAUAAUAAUAGAUACAUUCUCUCAUCGUAUGUUAUAAAUAAAUAACAUUUAAAUU